AUGACCGAUGGCUUAAAGUCUAAGGACUAUAAAAUGGUGAAUAGCAUGGCCGAUGGAUUAAAGUCUAAGGACUAUAAAAUGGUGGAUAACAUGGCCGAUGGCUUAAAGUCUAAGGACUAUAAAAUGGUGGAUAACAUGACCGAUGGCUUAAAGUCUAAGGACUAUAAAAUGGUGGAUAACAUGACCGAUGGCUUAAAGUCUAAGGACUAUAAACUGGUGGCCGAUGGCUUAGAGAGUCUAAGGACUAUAAAAUGGUGA
Microthlaspi erraticum is the source of this 258-nucleotide messenger RNA. The record is from the annotation of a GenBank genome assembly. Lineage: Eukaryota; Viridiplantae; Streptophyta; Magnoliopsida; Brassicales; Brassicaceae.